Sitophilus oryzae (rice weevil) is the source of this 2606-nucleotide messenger RNA. Its product is annotated as nuclear valosin-containing protein-like. NCBI's taxonomy places the organism in Eukaryota, Metazoa, Arthropoda, Insecta, Coleoptera, Curculionidae. Gene Ontology annotation, biological process: ribosome biogenesis. The record is from RefSeq and is a predicted model, not a curated record. Gene Ontology annotation, cellular component: nucleus. Gene Ontology annotation, molecular function: RNA binding; preribosome binding; ATP hydrolysis activity.
GCUAAUGACUCUAUGAAUAAUCAACUGGCAGAGAUGUACCAACGUCCUGCUGCUGUUAAACCAAAACUUGAUGAAAAUGAACUAAUCGAUAUUAGUAGCGAAGAUUCUGAAGAAGAAGCAGCUUACAACAAUUACGGCAGCAAAACAAAUGGGGCCUCUACUUCUGCACAACCUAAUAGGACAGUUAUAGUUCCAGGAUUUCUUUCCAAUCAGACUUUAUAUGAUAAGCGUCGGACUGAAACAGAGCCCCAGGAGCGUCCAAAGAAACGUAAACUCGAAGCGACUAUAUCACCCAUUAAAGACAUAUCUACUAUGUCAAAAAAGAAAAAAAUUCGAGGAGAAAAUAUGGUAGAACCUGCUUUCACUUUUAAAAAUAUUGGCGGCAUGGACAAGGUACUAGAAGAUGUUUGCAAAUUGUUGUUACAUAUCAGACAUCCAGAGUUGUAUAGAAAAAUUGGUAUUUCACCACCAAGAGGAUUUCUACUCCAUGGUCCUCCAGGUUGUGGUAAAACUCUGUUGGCCAAUGCAAUUGCAGGGGAGUUAGGGGUACAGUUGAUUAAAGUGGCCGCUCCUGAACUAGUUGCAGGUGUCUCCGGUGAGAGCGAAGAAAGAAUUCGGGAACUGUUUGAAAGAGCCUGCAGUUCAGCUCCUUGUAUUUUGUUUAUCGAUGAAAUUGAUGCCAUCACGCCUAACAGACAAAAUGCGCAGAAAGAAAUGGAAAGAAGGAUUGUAGCUCAGUUACUGAGCUGUUUAGAUGAUCUGAGUGUAAAUGAAAAUGGAGAUAGGGUGUUGGUAAUAGGCGCCACUAAUAGACCCGAUUCCAUUGAUCCAGCUUUGCGCAGAGCCGGACGAUUUGACAGGGAAAUAUGUUUAGGAAUUCCCAAUGAGAAGGCUAGAGAACAGAUUCUAAAGGUACUCACCACAUAUUUGACACUGUCCGACGACUUUGAUUAUCAAAAAAUCGCCAAAUUUACACCAGGCUAUGUGGGCGCGGAUUUACUCUCUUUAACGAGAGAGGCAUCAAUGGUAGCAGUUAAUAGAGUAUUUAAUGAUAUUAAGGAGCGUCGUAGAAUAGAGCAAGUGGUAGCUUUGCAGAAGGCAACGGAAGAACAACAAAAGGCAAAGGAAUUAGCCAAACAGAAGAAGGCAGAGGAGGCAGAAAAGAAAAAACGAGAAGAGGAAGCUGCAAAGGAAGCCGACCAACAAGAAAUAGUAGUGGAUAGUCCUAAAGCAGCUGAAAACACUAAAGACAAAGAAGCCGAUACCUCUACCGACGCCGUAGUAGUUUUAGACGAUAACGAAGAGUCUCAAUCAAAAUCCGAACCACCAGCUGCUGCUUCAGUGGGCGCUUCGAUAGAAACGAACCUUAACGGCGCACCUCCACCUUCAGAGGUAGAACCGGAAAUUAUAGUUGAAGAAGAAUCUCUACCUCCACAAGAACCAAUGCCAGUUGAUGAGGUCAAGCCAUUAACUGAUUUGGAAGAGCUUAAACUCUGGUUACAUGACAGAAUACCUAUCAGCGAUGAUCAGCUCAGAAAUCUUUGUAUAACCAUGGAAGAUUUUGGAAAGGCUUUGAAGACAGUGCAACCAUCAGCAAAGAGGGAAGGUUUCGCUACAGUACCGGAUACUACGUGGGAUGAUAUAGGAUCUCUCAAAGACAUCAGAGAGGAAUUGCAAAUGGCAAUUUUAGCUCCAGUCAGAUAUUCUGACCGAUUUGAAGAACUAGGUUUACACGUGCCAACGGGUGUUCUUCUCUGCGGUCCUCCAGGAUGUGGUAAAACUCUGUUAGCUAAAGCGAUAGCCAACGAGGCCGGUAUCAAUUUUAUUUCCGUCAAGGGACCUGAACUGCUUAAUAUGUAUGUAGGUGAAAGUGAAAAGGCAGUGAGGGUGUGCUUUGAACGAGCAAGAAACUCCGCACCAUGCGUCAUUUUCUUCGACGAAUUGGAUGCUCUCUGCCCCAAAAGGUCAGACUCCAGAGAGGGUGGCGCUACGAUGCGCGUGGUCAAUCAAAUGUUAACCGAAAUGGACGGUAUAGAAGGGCGCAAAGGCGUAUUUUUAUUGGCCGCGAGCAAUAGGCCGGACAUUGUCGAUCCUGCUGUACUUCGUCCAGGGCGGUUGGAUAAAAUCCUUUAUGUUGGGCUCCCUUCGCGCGAAGACAGAGUGGACAUACUGCGAGCAAUCACAAAGAAUGGUACGCAACCAAAGUUAGAUGAAGACGUUGAUAUCGUGAGUAUAGGCACGUCGGAACAGACCAAGGGUUAUACUGGAGCAGAUUUAGCCGCUCUGGUAAGAGAAGCGUCUGUCCUAGCACUGAAGGAGUUCAUGCUAGGCGGGGAAGCGAACUUAAAAGUGUCCAGCAGGCACUUCAUCAGAGCAGCCGAAAAAAUAAGGCCUUCAGUGCCUGAAAAGGAUCAAAAACAUUAUGAAAAAUUAAGGAGAAUGUAUACCGCAGUGCCCGAAGAAGCCGAAGUUGAAGAAAUGGAGUAUUCUUAGAAACAGGACUGUUUUUGUUAUUCCUAUUCUUUUUGGAAAAUUCGUAAACUUUUAGAAGACUCAUCAAACUCCUGAAUAUUUUUUUAUAUAGGUAUGCCUUACUAGAAGGUACG